Molecule: messenger RNA, 818 nt
Organism: Ziziphus jujuba (common jujube)
Lineage: Eukaryota; Viridiplantae; Streptophyta; Magnoliopsida; Rosales; Rhamnaceae
Product: zinc finger protein ZAT11
Exons: 1
Coding region: 76-615 (179 amino acids)
Source: RefSeq, a predicted model, not a curated record
AAACAGAUUGCAUUCUAUUUACGUUGCCAAUUUCCAGGGAAAAAAAAAGGAAAUCUCCAUUUUUGCGCGUUCAUCAUGAAGAGAACCAGAGAAGAAGAAGGUGGUAUACAGCAGCAGAGCUUAGACUUGGCUCAAUGUCUAAUAAUGCUCUCUCAUGGCCUUCAAACCAAGCCUACAAAGCAAUUUACAGCAGGCCCCGCCGAGAUCUUCGAGUGCAAAACUUGUAACCGGCGAUUCCCGUCGUUCCAAGCGCUCGGAGGCCACCGAGCUAGCCACAAGAAGCCGAGGUUGGUUGGUGAAGAACCCAAAAAUGAGACCAAGUUUGGAAACCGAAUCUCGGUGGACAAACCGAAAAUGCAUGAAUGCUCCAUAUGUGGAUUAGAGUUUGCAAUGGGACAAGCUUUGGGUGGACAUAUGAGGCGGCACAGAACCGUCGCCAUGGACAUGGCGGAGUUUUCUUCCGUCGUUCCUGUUGUUUCUAAAGCUCCGGUGGUGCUGAAGAGGUCGAACAGUGUGAAGGUUUUGUGGAUGGAUUUGAACCUCACACCUUUAGAGAAUGAUUUGAAGUUGUUGUUCGGGAAAAUGGCACCCAAAGUUGAUGCUUUUGUUUCGUAGAUGGCUAGUUGAUUUUAUUUUAUCAUUUGUUGUUAUUAUUAUUACUUUUUUUUUUUUUUUGGAAAUAUUGAAAUUCAUUCAUUAAUUUGAUGUACAAUUUGGUUUGAUCAUUUACAUACUUUGUAAUAAAAUUAUUUCUUUGUUAACAUGCAAGUUAUGCUUAAUUAAUUAAUGGAUUAGAUAUAUUCUAUACGCUUUGGUAA